Monodelphis domestica (gray short-tailed opossum) is the source of this 3464-nucleotide messenger RNA. RefSeq names its product gasdermin-A-like. The record is from RefSeq and is a predicted model, not a curated record. Lineage: Eukaryota; Metazoa; Chordata; Mammalia; Didelphimorphia; Didelphidae. Gene Ontology annotation, molecular function: phosphatidylserine binding; phosphatidylinositol-4,5-bisphosphate binding; phosphatidylinositol-4-phosphate binding. Gene Ontology annotation, biological process: defense response to bacterium; pyroptotic inflammatory response.
GCAGCUGCCUGCUCCAGCAUCUCUCUGGAAGGUGAGGAAAGUCCCGGGCCGGGCAGUGGCUUCCAGACCCUCUUCCCCAGCUGUGAUUAGUUUUAUCAGAAGCCAAAGUAAGAAAAUUCAGAAAGAGAAAAAACUUCGGACUUUCUGCUCUAGAAACUGCUUCUCUCCCACCCCAGAGAACUAGGUUGUUCUUGCUGACCCUCCCAGCUCUCCUGCUCCGGAAAACUGCUUCAUUGCUCCAAAGUUCGAAAGCAUGGCUUCUGUGUUUCAAGAUACCACUCAGGCUUUGGUAAGGCAGCUGGAUCCCUCAGGUGAGCUGAUUCCUGUCACCAGCAUCAUUGAUGUUUCCUGCUUCCGGCCUUUCUGCCUGGUGAAGAGAACAAGAACAAGCUUCUGGGGAGUCCGAUAUGUCAAGACAGACUUCUCUCUCAGAGAUAUUCUGGAGGAAGGACCUGAACUGCCAGAGCCAUGUAAAGGUCCAGUGAUUAAAGUUGGAGAAAACACUGAGAAGACUAUGGCAACUGCGGGGACUGCUACAGACUUUGGGAUUCCUGUGAUGAUCACCUUUUCUGCUGGUGGCUCCCAUAAUAACUACCUGGAGAUUCAGAAACUCAGCAUCGUGCAGGAGUUGGAGUCCUUAAGGAAAAGGAAACUGAAGGUGCCAGAGCCAAACUUUCUGAAGAAGCUUCGGGAGCAUAAUGAGAAUCUGUAUAUGGUGACUGAGGCAGUAGAGACACUGAAGGAUGCCAAGCUGGAGAAGAGGAGGAAGGCUGAUGCAGGCAUAUAUGUCCCUCUCCUUACUGCUUUGGGGUUCAAGGGUUCCUUUAGCUUCGAUUCCACCAUCCAUGUCUCUGAGGGCUCCAUCCUGGCCUUCCGAGUAAAGCGGCUUCACUUUUUCCACAGAGAUUGGGCCACUUUGGAACAAGAUGAUAAUUUUCUAGAAUUCCUAUCAGCGUCUUUCGGACUCUUAUUGUUAGUGGGCGAUGCCAUCCCAGGUUCAAUAAUGUGGCAGCAGGAGCCUGAGAAACCCUCCCAAAGGACCACCAGAUUCCAGGCACUUCAGGCAGAGGUGAAACCACAGAUCCACAUCUUGGAGACCUUGACCCAAAAACACCGGAAAAGCCUGAUGGAGGCCCUCCUGGGGCUUCUGGGCCAGGCCAAAGCCCUACAAGAGCUGGAGGACAUGAUGAACCGAGCAUUGGACCUUGAGGAGCCAGUGACCCCAGGAUUCCUAGGGGGCCCUGGGGAUGCCAUCCUAGCCAAGCUGCAGGAUGCUUCAGGCAAACUCAACCCUUCCUGGGCAGGGAGCAUUCUCUACCUGUUGGGAGCACUCCAUGAGCUGAGUGAGGAGCAACAGCAACUGCUGGCAAUGUCUGUGGAAAAGAAGAUUCUCUCCCAACAACUGCAGCUGAUGAAGACCAUCCUGGAUGAGAAUUUCCCUCGAACUGAGGCAGGACCAUUUCCUCUCCAUUGUGAGCUCCUCCAGAGCCUUCAAGGAGAGGAGCUGAUUGUGACGCAGGCCCUGAUAGGUCUCUGUGGCCUUGACCUACAGGGUAAUGGUCCCCUCUUUGCCUGGGACCCUCAUUCUCUGCCUCUCCUCUGUGCCCUAUAUGCUGCCCUCUCUGUUUUUCAAGCACUAUCUAGAACCUCUUGGUUUAGCAGCCUCUUCACUAAAGUCCUUAACACCCUGAACUUCUCAAGGAGGGAAAAUAAAGUGGAAUUUAGGGGCUAACUUUGGCGGUGGGUAUAGGAAAGAUAAAUUGGGGCUUGUGGAGCAACUGGGGGAAAGAGUGAACCUACCGUCCUUUUGUUUUCCCCUUCUUUUCUCCCUUUUUUUCUUUCCUUUUUGUGAGAAGAAAUAACAAUAUGAAAACAGAAAUUGUCAAAAAUAGAAGGAAAGAACGUGCCCUUGUGUGGUUUUUGCAUCAGUGUCUUGCUAAUGAAUCUCUGAUACAGCAGAAUGGGAAAUGGUCACGAAAGAGUUCCCAGAUUUUCUUUUUUUCCUACUAGUUUUCCCAGCAUACUGUACCCCAAAACCCCUUCCAAGGUUGGACACUGGUCAUUCAGUGCAAAGUCUCAGUCCUGAACUGACACCAGAGAGGGACAUGCAAAGGCCAAGCAUGGUUCCCAGGAGCCUGGGGCUGAGAAAAUGAACCAGUCCUUCCAGGAGCUUCCCAGCUGCCUCCCUACCUCUGAAGAGCACCAGUUCAAAGUGUCUUAAGCCCAUGGGUCUGAGACUUUCAGGGGCAAAAAAAAUCACUCUCACUCAGUGCUGAGGGCCAUCAGACCAUGACACCUUGACACAGUCAUGGGUGGUAGUUGGGGAGAUCACAGAGUGUUCCUUGGUGAGAUGUGACUGCCCACUCUAUCCCCCUUGCAUGACUUCUUUCUUCAAUGCCCCUUACCUAUUAAUUGGUUUGAUUAUUAUUCCCCCUAUACGCAAAAGAAAUAAUUCAAGAGCAAAACACCUGUACCCUAACUCCCUAAAACAUUUCCUAAAGAUCAGACCCUUAAACCCAAACCCUAAAAGACUAUCAUGGGUUAACUUUUACUUAGGUACAUAAUUCCCAACAAAACCGCAGCUAAAUGCCAAGCCCAAAACUUUCUCAUGAAGCCAGCACACAAAUCAAUCAUAGAGGCCCAUACAAUAUGUAUAGGUACAGUACAAGUACACUAAGCUUCAAUAUGCCUCAGUGACUCAAUUACACAAAUCAGGAACUCAAACUCCCUAGUAAACCACCUGUGACAAAAUCAUUUAUCUUGUAUUCUGUCUUUAAUCACAAUACAAAAAUAUAGAUUGUUAAUCAAGUGAUUUGUUAAAAGUUAUUGUAUAACUUUUACAAUUAUCUCUCUUUGAACAUGUGUGUUAGGUAAUACAAUCUGCAUGCCAAGAAAAUGGGUAUAAAAAUAGAAAUCAAGCCUGGGAAUGUUGGAGCAGCUUCGAGGUGAAAAGCAGUCCCAUGGCCGUAAUGAUUAAGCUGUCUUCCAUUUGUUAUUUAUUUUAUUUUAUUUUUCUUGACUGAUCUUUCUCCACCUGGAGUCGUGAGACAGGACCCAGUCUCUGGAAUUCAGUCCCUGUAACAAGAAUCUCCUGUGAAGUCAAACCUUGAAUUCCAUUCUUGGAAAUGUAAAAAGAGAAGAGAAAAGGGGUCCUCAGUGGCACCAUAUGAAUGAUCCCAAGUAGGGAGACUUGGGGAGCAGCUAGAGGGUAGAGAAGGGAUGAGAGAUGGAAUGGGGAGAGAGGAUUCAAGGAUCCUGGGUUGAAGAGAGGUCUGGGAAUAGGAGAAAGUAUGUGGCUUGAGAAAGUGAGUGAGACAAAGGCAACAAUCCAAGAAAGCUCCAUUUCUAACUCAACAAAUGUUUGAUAAUGGUCCAUUAUGUUCAGGGCAGUAUUCCUUGUUCAUUUCCAAAGCAAGAAAUAAAUGAACCUCUACCCCAUGCCCAUGUGCCUUUCCACCCAGUCU